AUGGAGGUCCUCUCCGGCGGGGGGAUCCUCCCCACGUCGCCGCUCCUCGGCCGGCGGCGGAGCGGACGGUGCUUGAAUCUCGUUCUCCUCCAUCCGCGGCGGUCUCCUGCGUUCUCCAGUCGCAGAUGGGGCCGCCUCUGCGGCAGGAGGUGUGUCCGUGCCAUGGCCUCCGGGGAUGACGGCGGGUCGGAGGGGCAGUCCUGGGAGAGCAUAUCCAGGUCCUUGAGGCGCGGAUCGGAGCGUUUCUUCUCCGGCUUCGGUGGGCGCCUGAAGAAGGAAACGGGGUUGGACGCGGGGGCCGCAGGGGAGGCGGCGAGGAGGUUGGCGGACGGUGCCACCGAAGCGGCGCGGGAAGCGGUCGACCUUGUCAGGAUGGAGCUGGUUCCUCGAUUCCUGGAUUGGAAUAAAUGGGAAAUGUGGAAGGUGUGUUUUAUGCCUUUUCAAUGGCUCCACUAACAUUCUUCCUGCGUUCAUUGCCGUCUAGUUCUGAUGCCGGGGAACCGUCAAAAUGUUGUCCGAUAUUACAGAAUUCGCUUCCGAAGAAAGUUUCUAUCAUUUAGUACAUAAUGGGGAUGCUCGCAGUGUGCUCUCCAGAAUGUAACGUUUCUCUAUGCUGUGUCGGGCUCACCGGUGGCUAUUUGGGAAACUGAAAAAUGCGGCUUUAUGUCGCUGGGUUUAACGGUAGUCUGAUUGAACUUGCACUCUAAUGGGGAUGUCUUAUGAUGAGAAAUAUGUCUCAUGCAACAGUAGCUCAUUCACUAGAGGAUUUGUUCAACGCUUUGACUCACAGCCUCUAAUGGGCCGUCCUCUUUUCCGAAGCCUUCUUCAUUUGAUACCUACCCAUUCUGUAGUCGUCGUAUGGUAGCAAGGCUUUGGAUCAAUAUUUUCUGUUGUCAAAGAUUGUUUACCGUUGGCAUCGUGGCAAAGUGUGAUGCUGAAACCUUUACUUUUGUGAAAUGGGGGAUCUAACAGGGUCUCCCAGAAGUUUAAACCUUCUUCGUAGAACUGAUCUUUAUGUUGACAUGUGUGGAUGAGUGAUAUGGACUUUUUUUUUCGAAUUAACUCCGUUAAAGAAAAUUUUUCGUUGAGCUAUAGAGCUUGGUGAACUUUCUUGUAGGAAUUUUCGUAUGUCAAUAAUACUUUCAUGUAAUUGCCUACCUAUUAGAUAACUUGCUUAUCUUUUAGAGCCUUACGCUUUUGGUUUUAUAUAUCAUAUUAUCUACAUGCAAUGGUCAUUUUCCUUAGGACCUGCCAAAGUUUUAAGCGCCAGAAGCUAAAAUAUAAACUUUUUCGGUCUAGGUUGAAUUAUUGACCUGCCAGCACUAAAAGGCUUACAUUUACAUGAUUUUGGUGAAAUAGCCUGGAAAUCUUUUGGCUUUUCUUUUCUAUUUCUCGGUGAAAGGGAGAGACAUGCUAGCGAUUUCGUUAAAUUAUAGAGGAGGUUAUUGUAUUAAAUCUUGGCAGAUGAGAUGCUGCUCAGGCCAUUAGCAACCGGUAUUUUAGAAAAAAGAUAAUGUGAUGCAAAUACAUCCCAGGGCGUCCGCAGAACACCACUGAUCACGGAUUGGAUCAGACGCUUUCAGCUAAUUUUUUAGGCAUAACCAUAUUUUACAUGACUGAAAUCGACUGAGGGGACAUCAUCAUCGAGAAAACUUGACAAUCCGCAACCUACAAAAGUACAUGACUAAAAGCACCGGAAAACAGUGGAUCAGUACGGAUCUCGGGGAUACUCUCAUAACACUCGACCAUUGAAACUUUGCAACUUAAUUCUAUAUUCUAACCAGGUACCCUGCAAAAUUUCAGCAUUUCUUCUGUGAGAUUCCGGUAAAUGUAGCAAACUUCAGGCAAUGCUUUCGAGUUCUCUUCCUUCUAGAUUUCAAUACCUCGUUAAAUUUGAGUACAUUGUUCUCUAGGUUGCAUUAAGCCUUGCGUUGAAACAUCUGCCAAUCAGUUCCCGUGAAGAUCAGACCAUUUAUUUGUAAGGUGGUGCGUCAAUUCAUAAAUAAAAGGCUAGUCACAGUUGAGGUUGAAGCUUCGUGGACCACAAAUGAAUUUUUUGAGUUUUCCUUCUUAAAGAAAAGUGAUAAUUUGUGGAUCGCUUUUUUGUGCCUUCUGUGGGAGACCAUGCACUCUAAUGGUGCCUCUGACAGAAAACUGCACGCUUCAUUAUUGUAGUCCAAAUGCACAGUGGAAGGGUCUUGAAAAGAAUGCCUAAGGAUCCUACUAUUUCAAGGUAAAAAUAUUGGGAAGAGAUGCACGUUAUGAGGUAGAUGAUAACUUUGAUCUGGCUUAUGUCCUUGUGGAUAAAUUGGGCUCUGUAACUUCAUCGUCAAGUGAAGUUUUCGAAUUAUUUCUGCUAGAGGAGCUAGGUGCUGUAUGCCAUCUUGAAUGGAGAUAUCCAAUAUUGAUAAAGCGGAUUCUCAGAGGCAACUUUUUGCAUGUGAUUGGUUAGUUCAUUGAACGGAUAUUAUGAACACAUCUUUCAUUCCCGACAGACUUGAUGAUUUGCUUUAUCUCUAUUUCUAUGCUCUUCCAUGUAAUAAACAUUAUCAUAUCAUUGUGAAGCGGUGAAAGAGAUGUUCACUGGUUGGAAUUGGCAUUGGGAAAUCACAGAGGGCUUCUUGCAUGCGACUUACUCAAAGUGAUGAACGAGAUUAAUGACUUAUUCCAAAGACAGUUUUGGUAGAUAGGGUUUGAUAAGGUGAGAGACUGGUCGUGCAUCUGUUAUAUGCAUCAAAUCACCCAGCAUAACAUAUACUCCCUUGCUGUAUACUCAUUUUUUUUUUAUGUUUUCUUCGGAGUGUUUUUAGGAGUAUACUUGAAAUAAAAUUGUGUAUUCUCUACUUACGUUCUCAAGUUCAAUGAUAAUUGGUUCCAUCUUAUUUCCAAGGAAAGCUUGGAGGACGAUAUAAUUGAUAAAUUACCUCUUUAGGAUACUCUUUGACUCUCAGAAGCUGGUCAUGCAUCUCUCUCUUAUAUCUGUGGCUGGAGAUGGUUAAGAUUUUUGUUCUGCUCACCAGAAAGCAAGAAGGAUUGGAAAAUUGGGUACAACACUCUUGGUUGAAAGGUGCAUCAGGUGUGCUGCCUUUAGGUUUAAAGAAAUCACGUACACAUUGUUCUCUAUAAUGCAAGCAGAAGAAUCUUACAAUCUAUUUGUAAAUAGGUGCAAGAGUAUGCAAUCUUCUCUUUAGUGUGUUGCCCGUCCAAAAACCUUUGGUACGUUACAUACAGAGAUGAUAUCACUUAUAUGAAAGCCCGUGGUUAAGUCUAAAGAAGUUGAAAUCGUUUUGUGAGAUUCAAGAUGAGCUUAUUAUCUAUUCCCCAUUGAUGGCUUCAGAACUUCGAAAAAACCUCAUGGAUAUGCUUUUGUUUUGUCACCUGUUAAAGUCAUCCAAAAAGCUUCUGCCUGUGUUCCUCAUUUCUGCAUUUUGCUCAUAUCUCUGCCUCCUUUCCCUGGAAUCAUCAUCUUUUCUUGGUUACAUUCUUGUGUGUGGGCAAGACUUUCUCCUACAUCCAUGAUUUACCAUCUUGGUGAUUUGACAAGCUUAUGUGAGGUGGAUCAGUUUAUAAAAGGAGAAUCUAUUAUUUUAACUAAAGUUUCAUACUAAAACUAAUAUAAGUUGGAGAAUUGCUGGUGGCAACGGAGUUGAUGUAAUUCGACGUUUUUCUGUCACUUUUCAUGUUUUCACACAAGGCAUUGAGUUUCAACAUAAUAUGUUGGGUCGUCUUAUAUUCCCGUGUAGGCCAUAUAUUUGAUGAGAUGGGUUUGUCUUGACUCAUUGGGAUCAAUUGCCCGGUAGUUAUGCAAUUUGGCGUCAAGGACAAAUACUUCUUUACUUUUAAGAAAGUGCUCUUAAUAUCAGGAAAGAAGACUAACGUGGUCUCGGGAUGUAUGCUUAAUGUUUUUUCGGACAACUAAUGGCUAACUUAAUUGAGCAAAAGCAUCCGCAGCUGUAUUUCUAGGGUAUGCCAUCUUUUUUAGAACAAGUGUCAGUGUGAUCUAGAAAUUCGAUCUUUCUGUCAUUACUAAUGAAAUCAUAUCCCGCUAAAUAGAUGCAUAUACUCAGUCUACUUUCAUUUAUUCAUCUAGAGAACUUUUGUAUGACUUAUAUUUAUUUCAAUAUAGUAUGAACUUUGGCACUGUUAUUAAUAACUUUAUUGGGAUAAUAUCUGAUAGUUGAUUUAGUUAUACAUUUGCAGGACCUAAGGAACUGGGAACCUAAAAGAAUUGGUGCUUUGAUCUUGUACAUUGCUGUUGUAUUUUUUUCAUGUCAGAGAGUCUAUGUAAGUGUUGGACCUCGUCUUGAUCGUCAAAGUAAAAAGCAACUGACGGAGGCUUACAUGGAGGCUUUGAUUCCUGAUCCGUCUCCAGCCAAUGUUAGGAAGUAAGUGUCAUGUUGGGGUGAGGAAUUUUAAAUUAAAUAUUUGCAAAAUUUCACAUUAGUGUUUUAAAACUUACUCACAUAUUGGUAAUUUAAAGUUUUUGCAACACAUGCUGUCAUUGUAUAAUGUUGCUUCUUCUAUUGCAGGUUUAAGAAAAGUCUAUGGAGGAAGACAUUGCCAAAGGGUCUGAAAAUCAAAAAGUUUAUAAAAGGACCUGAUGGGACACUUAUUCAGGACGAUUCUUAUGUUGGAGAAGAUGCAUGGGAUGAUGAUCCACAGUCAUCUCAGGAUAAUGUCAUCAAAGUCAUUGACAAUGAUUCAAGGUUAAAUGAUGAACAAAAGAAGAUGCUGAAGUCAAACUUGGGCGUCACAGGUUAGUACAAGCCAAACCAUGUCUGGCUAAUGACAUAAGAGAGGUUACUUGCAUUACCUGUUGUGUUCAGAUCCUGCUUUCGAGAUAUUUCACUUUCUCAAGUUCGGAUUGAUAUUGUAUGCAUAUUUACACAUUUUCUCGUUGAGCUGCUCAGCAAAUCAAAUGUCAAAAGUCAAGUGAGGAAGAUUAGCGAGCGCGAGUCCCACCGAACAAAAAAAAGGGGAUGUAGACAAUCAAAUCGACCACUAAAUCCGUGGUUCAUAUUCAAAUGGAAUCACCUGACUUAAAAGAGAAACGUAUAAUGUGGAGAAAGCAUUCGUCGUGCAAAAUAUUGAAAAACUACGAAUACUGAUGGUUAAAGCCAGUUCCCACAGUUCUAACGGGUGAUGUUCGAAAGAUAUGAAUAAAAGAAAUGAGUAGGAGGGUGAUGAAGGAGAUGAAGAAUUAAAUGCGAACUAAAACACAAAAAAUGAGAUAUUUAAUUUUUUCAAGUUCUCUAUCUUCGUGUCUACAUGAUGCUUCAUUGUGUGGUUCUAUGUGCAUUUGAACAGUUGAAUGGCUUCAUCGUGUAUACAGUCAUGCAUGAACUUCCAUUUGUACGUGGAUGCCUGUGUUGCCAUCAAUUGGAUGCCUCGUGUUCUUGAUGAAAAAAACAUAAAAAACGGUCAAGAAGAGUCAUUGCCCGCUGAUCUGUUUGGCUAAACAAAAUGAGGGAUAGCUAUGUUGAGUUGGCUUGACUUGGUAAGAAGAGUCAUUGCCAUGUUUUUCUCUUCAUCUGUAUGGUUGAUGUGCGUUGUUUUGACGGUAUGCUUAAUGUAAUCUCCAUUAACUGUGUUUAUCUGGCGCAUUCUGGUUCAUAGCUGAUUUCGUCCGGUCCUAAAGUUUUUUGGUUUCAUUAGGGGAGGGCAGUAUGGAUGGAUCAACAUGGCGUGACAGGCUUAUAGCUUGGAAAGAGAUCUUGAGGGCUGAUAAACUAGCUGAACAGGCAGAUUCAUUGAAUGCAAAUUAUGUGGUUGAUUUUGAUAUGGAGGAGGUAGAGAAGAGUCUGCGCACAGAGGUGGUGGAGAAAGUAUCAGAUACAGAUGGUACCAGAGCAUUGUGGAUUUCCAAGAGAUGGUGGCGCUACCGUCCAAAGUUGCCAUACACAUAUUUUCUGAAUAAACUGGAUUGCUCCGAGGUAUAUGCUCUGUGCAUUUCGAGUAGAACUUGAACUUUUGGUAGAAGUUUGUAGAAGCAUACACUAGCAUUUGUAAAUUAAUCUUCCUUAUCUCAGAAAAGUUUGUGUCCUCUGCUCCCCAUCCUCAUAUUUAGUUCCUUCAUGUAAUAUUCUGUUCAUGCAGAGAAUUAAGGUAGCUGAAUCUGCACACCGAAUCUGCACUGUGCUAUGAAAUCAUAAUAUCCUCUGACGCUUUGUUUUGGGUUAGGAACAUAGAUCACUCACGUCAGAAUAUUACUGCAAUCAUGCCUUGCUUAUAUUAGAAGACUAGUAAUACUAUUUUGUCGGCAUCUGCAAACAGAGUAGUGAAAAGGCCCCAUUGCUUUUCGCUUCUGUCCAAAAAUAUUACUGCAAAGCAUGAUUUUGUUAAAUUAGGUUGCAGCUGUUGUCUUUUCGGAGGACCUGAAGAGAGUAUAUGUGACAAUGAAGGAAGGGUUCCCUCUGGAGUAUAUUGUAAGUUUGUCUAACAGUUUUCGAAAUUCCAGGACACUAUUGCAAGAUCGUUGUGGAUGAACAUUCUUUUCAAAAUUGGUUUAUCUCAUUUAGUGAAUAUCAUGUGUAGGUUGAUAUCCCUCUCGAUCCAUACUUGUUUGAAACUAUUUCGAGUGCUGGGGUUGAAGUGGAUCUUCUUCAGAAAAAGAAUUUUCAUUACUUUCUCAAGGUGGUUGUCGCAUUAGCCCCAGGAAUAAUUAUUCUAUGGUUUAUAAGAGAGUCUGUGAUGCUUUUGCACAUCACUUCUCAACGCUUUCUAUACAAGAAAUAUAACCAACUCUUUGACAUGGCUUAUGCUGAGAACUUUAUCCUGGUAAGUCUCCGAUAUGCCAUUUUGCAUGCGACAUGUAUCUUACUUUGUGACUUGACUCAGUCAUAAAGUAUGCUGCAGAGAAGUUUCAUUAGUGUUCGUUUUGUGACAAUCGUUUACAUGAAUCAAUUCCAGCCUCUGGGAAGUGCAGACGAGACACAUUCAAUGUAUAAAGAAGUUGUACUAGGAGGUGAUGUAUGGGAUCUUUUAGAUGAGUUGAUGAUUUAUAUGAGGAAUCCAAUGCAGUAUUACGAGAAGGAAGUUGCCUUUGUUAGGGUAACUGGUCCGACUGCUUUUCUGACUCUUUUUUAAAUGCUGUAUUUUAGUAUCUUGAAGUCUUAGCCCCGCUUUUAUGAUAUUCACAAUUCUCUGCACAAACUAAUUUUUACUCAUUCCCUUACUCUUGCCUCAGGGUGUUCUCCUUUCUGGUCCUCCUGGAACAGGCAAAACGCUUUUUGCACGAACACUUUCUAAGGAAAGUGGCAUGCCUUUCGUCUUUGCUUCUGGGGCAGAGUUCACUGAUAGUGAGAAAAGUGGAGCUGCUAGGAUCAAUGAGAUUUUUUCGAUUGCCAGGAGAAAUGUAAACUUCUUAAUUCCCUAGUGUAUUCCAAUGAUUUAGAAAAUUGAAAUACUUCUAGUGUUAAAUCUUUAUAUAUAUUGUUUUAAUUUUUUUUAGUCAUGCACAAUCGAUUUCGUAGACAUUAAGUUGUCAAUGUAAUAAUUAUUCUUUAUGAGAUCGGGUACACUGAAGGUUAGCUCAUGUCUUACCUCCUUUACAUUAUCCUUUGACCAAAACUGAGGUAACUCAGAGUAAAAUUUCUGGAUGCUGGAAGUCAGGUUCAAGAAUUAUUUAAUUUCCAAAAUCUCAGAAUGUGUCGUGUAAUUAAUUUGUGUGGUAUGACAUGCCUGAUUCAUAUUUUAAUAUUUUUUGGGAUUUUAUUCCGACUCUAUCAAUUAUAUCAUAUUUGCUGACCUCAGUUUUGCAAAUAUCAGUGUCAGGGAAUGACACACUUUUUCAAUAUGGAGACACUUUUGGCUUCUCGGCUGGAGAUAUAUUUUCCAUUACCUUACAAGAAUUAGCUGCAAUUAUCAUCAUUACUACCUCCAGAAGCAGCAUGCUUGUGCGCUGACAUAGAAGUUUUGCACUGGCUAGUUUGAGAAUAGCUGUUUAUUGGGUUUAUUUUCCACUGCUUUUUUAAAAAGAUAAAUGGCAAUCUGAUUUCUUUAUGGUUAAUUUAUGAUGGCAUAAUCCCUGGGAUAAGAUGUAAUUUUGCUAUAUAGGCUCCGUCAUUUGUAUUUGUGGAUGAGGUUGAUGCUAUUGCUGGAAGACAUGCACGGAAGGACCCAAGACGAAGGGCAACGUUUGAAGCUUUGCUCUCACAACUUGAUGGAGAGUAAGCGUCUUUACCCUUUUCCGAAGACUUGGUGAUAAUAUUAAUUUUUUAUCUUUAUUUUAAUUUUCUGACCGUGAUGGGAGCAACGAGUCACUCUCAUUUGCAUUCCUCUUUGGCUCAUUGGUUUUUUCAUGGCAAAUUGUUUCCAGAAAGUGGUUCGUUGGUAGCACGUGCUGUUAAGUAUAAUGCUGUAUUUUUUUUGGAAGACGUAGCUCCCAUUUACGAUAAUCUUCCUGUAGGGAACUCUCUAGAGAUUAAAUUUUUCGGGUCAAGAAUCAAUAGGUACUUUUUAGAAGGUGAGAAUCCCAUAGUUCAUGGAUAGAAGUGCUGUUGUACCACUGUGCUGUAAGAGGUAUUGCCAUCUUCUGAAAUAUCUUUAUCAUUCUUUCAAUAGUCCCUGAAAGAACCCCAGCAACCUUAUUUUAUCGAAAUAGAAACAGUUGAACUCUUCUUCGAAUUAAUCUUCAGUCUUGUUAUCUUGGUCUAAGAGAGGUCUACUUGCUGCACCCUCAGAAAGGCACCUGAUUGAAACUUAGUGACCAGGAUAAUCAUGACGAGUAAACACACUGCUAUCUGAGAAGAAAUAAUAAUACCUCAUGCUCAAGAUCUCAGUCCCUGAGCUAAAGUUUCACUCGUAAUUGUCUUCAACGCCAUUCAGGCUUAUCUGAUAGGGUGCAUGGGGAAAAGAUCUCAUCUGUCCUAUUUGUGUCUUUGGUGAUUUCAGAUUUUGAAGUACUGAUUCUCAGAUAUGCAUUAAUCUAGCCCCUAGUGUCUCAUGGUCCUCGUUGCUCCAUCAAAAAAUGAGAGGAGAGAUAAGAUUGCACUUUCCUAGACCUUUGAUAUGAUGUGAUUGAAAAAUGUUUUACUAUUACCGGUGGCUUUGAGAUUUUGGCAACCUGAAUCUGCUAAUUCCACUCAAUCCAGUUUUCACUAGAGCUCACACAUCGCAGUGAGGAUAUCAGUUCAAACCACUCUCGGAAAGUAGUGAGUGAGGUUUUCAAUGGUCAUCUUGGGCUAUACAGUCUAUCCCUUAUAACAGCAUGUAGGACCAGUAAUAAAGGAAACUUCAGUUCUUGAUUGAUGUGUUUCUCUAGUCUUAUCCCCGGAAUUAAGUGCGAUUUUGGACAUAAAUAUAUGCUUUGUGCAGAAAUGGUACAUGAUAUGGUACAAUAAAGUGGGUUGAAAGCUGUGGAAAAAAAUCAGUAAUCAUUGCACGGGCUGUGGAUUGAGUUAUAGGUGUGCUUUAUCUUUCCAAAUAAUUACUGUGAAGUUGCAUAUGGUCGAGAUUUAACUUGAAAUGAAUCUCCUUGAUUAGUAGAUUGUUUUAUUGAAGUCUUUCCUCCCAUUUUCAAAACAUUGUUGUUGAAGAAUAAAGUUUACUGGUUUUUUCUUUCACAGGAAGGAGAAAAUUGGCGUGGAUCGUUUUUCACUCAGACAAGCAGUAAUAUUCAUUUGUGCAACAAAUAGACCAGAUGAACUGGACCCUGAUUUUGUUCGUCCUGGACGAAUUGAUCGCCGGCUGUACAUUGGUCUACCUGAUGCCACACAGCAAGUGAGAAUUUUCGGCGUUCAUAGUGCAGGAAAGAAAUUUGCUGAUGAUGUGGACUUUGGAAAGGCAAGCCACUUGCCAUUGUUUUAUUCGAUUCAGACGGACAUUUUCUCAAUUCACAUCUUUUGAUUCGCUUCUGAUUUAUUUAUUUACCCUCUUUCGUUAGAAUGUGAGAUAUGUUCGAAUAUUUUCUGUGGUUUUAUGAGGAUUAUAUCCCGGCCAUUGUUGAUGCUAUGUUAUUCAGUUAUGUUCAAAUCGCUGUCCUUCUGACAUUAACAUAAGAAGAGAAUUGAAAUGCUGGGAAAGACAAAACAGAUGAACCAAAAUCUUACUUAUAAUGUAUACAUGAUUAAGUUUCUUGAAUCUAUCAUGCUAAUAUCACAAGGUAAUCGCAAUAAAGUUACAGCUAUAUGUUUGUGCAAAAUUAAACGAAAGAAAUUAUUCUGUGUUUACUUUAAGAAUCUAUCCUGUUCAUUAGGGCCACCUCCAAAGUCUAGUUGACUUUAAGAAUUGCUUCAAUUCAGAAAACCCGCACACUGCUUUCGAGCUUCUGUCGCUAGCAUGGGAGCUGACUAGAAAGCGUCCUGAUGGCCUUGAUGCCUUUUGGAAGAAGUAGCCAUGACAGAAAAUGAGGCAUUUGAGGGUGCUUAUGAGGAUAACUGGAAAGUUGAGAGUUCUCAAACAUGUUGAUAAGCACUAAGAUGUCCUUUACUUUUCCGAAGUCAGAUAAUCUUGUUUGCUCUUGAAGUCGUGGAUGGAGAUUAUAGCAAUCCGUGUCUUGAGGUUGGUUCACUUAUGCAAUAGCUGGAGGUCUAUUUGAUGAUUGGUUCUUGGGUUUUGUUGUCCUCCAGUCUUCGGAAAACUUUCAUAUUGUCAGAAAGCAAUGGAGGAAUCAUAAAAGGAUAAACAAGGUGAUGAUUAAGGGUCUCGUUCUGACUUCUGACUGGAUCCGUCAGACUGGAUCAGGUGUUUUACUGUGACCAUAUGGAGGAACAGGGCAUAGUGGGAUCCCAUGCAUGCUGGCACAGUGUGGAGGAAGGAAGGUGUGGGAAGAAGAGAAGAAAAAGGCAAGGCUGAGAGUUAUUGUUUAUCGUUGGCAGCUCUCAUGUAUUGGCUUGCUGAAACUUCUGCUGCCUUGUGUCAGUUUGGGUCUGUCUGUUGGCGGUGAGGAGACUGCAUUUAACACUCUAACCGUCAUCUUUUUCUGACGAACAGAUCGAAUUAGCAUAAUGGUCUAUUCAAAGCCAAUGUUCUCGUUGGCAGCUCUCAUGUAUUGGCUUGCUGGAACUUCUGCUGCCUUGUGUUAGCAGCUAGCAGCGCUUAUUCCCCUGCAGAACUACCUGUUAUACCGUAAAAUGGGGAUAAAUUAAUUGCACCUUUUGGUACAAAAGUUUGUUUGUCUAAGACAUGUAUGCCUUUUAAGUUAUAGUGUCUCUUGUUUUGAUUUGGGCAAUUCAGCAAACUGUUUGGAUUCGGAAUGCCAUGCUUGGAUGGCUGGAGGAAGAGAUCAGUUUUUGAUGUAGGUGGAAGAUCUAACAGCUGGCUAAUGGUUGUAGGUUCUGCUUUAGACUAACACAAAAUGUGAAUGCCAUUCAGAUGGUCAUCUCGAUAGCUGAAGAGAACAAAAAGGAGGGUAGCUGUGGGAUGCAGAUGCGUUGGCCUGACCUAGCUUCACUCUUGUAGUUUCGGUUCGUCCAUGGCACUUAAAAUAUUGUCCAGAUGCUUAGUAUCGAGACAUUAUCAAUAGCAUUCUUGUAGCUUUUCUUCAUUCUCAUUUGCUUGAGCUAAAAUGAUUUUAGGCCUCAGCAUAUUUUUUUUACAAAUUAUUGCAGUUUUCACUCUCUUUGAUCUCUUCAUAACUUGUGAGGAUCAGCCUUCACAACUCUCUAUUGCUGUGUGAUAUAUGUGAAACUAUUUGCUUUUGAGUUCAGUCCAGAACCUGUGGAAGUUCGCAUCUUAGGUGGCCUUGACCAUUUUUCCUUUUACAGCUUGUUUUCCGUACUGUUGGUUACUCAGGAGCUGAGAUUCGAAAUCUCGUCAAUGAAGCAGCAAUAAUGUCUGUAAGUUAAUCACUUCAUGUUCUGUUAUGGCUCGUUAACUUGCUGUUCAAAUUGGUUGCGAUCACUUCGAUUGAUGUCCCCAGAAUACUUGUUAAUAAUCAUGGCAUUUUUAAGUAAACCGUUUCUGAGCUGUUAUGCUCUUCUUCAAAUAGAUUGUUGUCUCCAUAAUGCUUUCUAGUUGACAUUUUAACAUAUUGAACACUGCUGAUUUAAUACUGCUCAGAAAUAUGACGUGGGAAAGAUUAAUCUUGGCCAUUCUAGUAGGUUAUGGUUGUAUUGGCUCUAAAGAAAAGGGGAGAAUUUACAAGAAAAGCCACUGAUAGAAACCGUCCUUCAAUUUUCAGUCUGUAGGAUGUGGCAUAAAUAGUUCAAAGAAAAAACAGAUAGAGGGUAACAAGUAACCCCAAAGUUUUUUUUCCCUUUUUGAUCAUAUCGCUAUAUACUUUCAGGAAAACCUCUGCCUUCCUAGCUCUUUGCAUUGCCUUUAUUCAGUCCGAAAUAUUUAUUAUUUUAUGGGUUUCCAAAAAGGAUAAUGCAUUUUUACACGGAAAAGGUGUUCACUGUUGAAUAGACAAAUUCACAUCUUUCAUAUUGGUGUUUUAGAUGAACUAAACUUGUGUUCAUCUCUUAUCUAUUACCAAUUGAAGUAUUAUCGAGCCGUCCAAAGUAGAUUUGUUACAUUUUUUACUUCUUCUUUUACCGACAUAAUGAUGCUUGGUUUUAAAAGUCUAAAGUUAUUUUUUUUAGACAAGAUAUAUGUUUUAGUUAAUUUUGCCUGUGCCUGGUUUCUUGACAAAUAAAGACAUUGAACUAACUGCAGGUAAGGAAAGGUCACUCUUUAAUUACCCAGCAAGACAUUGUUGAUGUUUUAGAUAAGCAAUUGCUUGAGGGUAUGGGAGUCUUGCUCACUGAAGAAGAGCAGCAGAAGUGUGAACAGAAUGUAAGCUAUCUGCAACAUUCAUCACUGUGAUUGUUGGUACUCGACCGCUUCUAAUCUCCCUAAUGGCUUGUUUGUUUCACGAUUUUUUAUGAAUAACAUAGGUUUCUAUGGAAACAAAGAGGCUACUUGCGGUACAUGAGGCUGGCCAUAUAUUAUUAGCUCAUCUAUUCCCUCGAUAUGAUUGGCAUGCAUUCUCUCAGCUUCUUCCUGGUGGAAAGGUAGAAAGGCUUAUGUUGGCACCUUUUUUUAAUUCAUGUUGUACUCUCUAUUUCAUACUUGUUCGUAAUGUGUGCGCUCAUUUGCUCUCCAACGUUUUAUAAAGCAUUAAAUUUUGUGUAUUUUCUCAUUUAUUGUUAUGAUUCACGAAGAUUAGUUAGUUAACCUGUUCUAACAUAAUAUUACUUUAACAAGAGCAGGAGACUGCGAUUUCAGUAUUCAACCCAAGAGAAGAUAUGGUGGAUCAAGGAUACACUACGUUUGGUUACAUGAAAAUGCAAAUGGUAGUUGCACAUGGUGGACGCUGUGCUGAGCGUAUUGUAUUUGGUGAUGAUAUCACUGAUGGGGGAAGAGAUGAUCUAGAGAGAAUUUCCAGAGUAAGUCUUGCAUUUACCUUUCUAUACAGAACCCGUUUGUUGAAAUGUCAAUUAUAUCCCUCCAAUAGAGAAUGCCCAAGAAUUGUUUUUUCUUGGCUGGUUUGGAAGGUUCCUCUACCUUCUCCUCAACUUCUGAAUUUGCAUCAAUCCGAGGGGUCGAUUUCUUAGGUAAUUUUUUUCUCUUAAUUUGUGGUGGAAUAUAUUUUUCUACCUUAGUAGGCUCUUAAUCUUUCCUAUUCUUAUAUGGAUCAUCUAACUAUUUUCCACUCCUCAAACCUUGCAUAGCUUUAUAUUUUCAUAUUGGGAGUUUUGAGGUGCCACUAGUUGACUUGUACUAGGUAGAGGUUGAGGAUAAAUCCUUUGAUUUGGAAUGGUUUGACUUGAGAGUUGUCCUAAGUUUCACUUUCCUAUUAUGCCAGUAAUGUGUGAUGAUAAAUUGAAGACUCUAUUGUAUAUAAGAAAACAUAUAAUUAGAAAUGGGCUGUCCUGAAUUUGCCUACCAAUUUUGAUAGUGUUGUUGUGUAGCUACCUCGGGCUGCAUAUACCUAUUCAGAUUUUGUUAAAAAGAUUGGUUUUGAUAUGUAGGACGAUUGAAUGGUCUCUGAAAAUUCGGAUUUAAAUUUUACCCUCUGGCUUUUGAGAUAUGUGAGUUUACAAGCAUUUAAUAAAAUUCUGACAUGUUGUAGAUUGCUAGAGAGAUGGUAAUUAGCCCGGCAAAUUCAAGGUUAGGGCUUACGCGCUUGAUAAGGAAAGCUGGGAUGGACCGCCCUGAUAACCCAGAGGGGGAGCUGAUCAAGUUUAAGGUGGAGUACAGUUUUAUUUUCUUUCAUGCGCUUCUUUGUAGACACGUUUGCAUUUUUGGUUAAUGAGUUAUUGUUUUUUCUCUUAUUUAGUGGGAUGACCCUGAUGUAAUUCCUGUUGACAUGACUCCUGAAGUAUCUGAACUAUUUACUCGUGAAUUGACCAGGGUAAGUAUCCUCUUCAUCAUUUUGGAUUGGCGUUCUCAUAAAAUUAUGUGCACAGUGUCUUAGCUUCUGGUCGAGGAACUCAGUCGAUUUCUUUGUCCAUUUUUGUCACUGCUGUCACUGGAUUUAGCCAUACUUUAAACAUAAUAUAGGACACUUAGUGAGGAAUAUCUCCUUUUUUAUUUUUUCAAAUCGCGAUGUUAUUGGCUAUAAGAAAUCCACAAGUAAUUGGCAUCGUAGUACGCUACCUUGGAAGACUACUUUUUGAUCUGAAUGGAUUUUUACAUUUUCAGUGUGUGAAUUCUUUAAUGAAUCCUUUUCUUUGACAGUACAUUGAUGAGACAGAAGAACUUGCUAUGCAUGGUUUGAUGCAGAACAGACAUAUAUUAGACAUGAUUGCUAAUGAACUUCUAGAGAAAUCUCGCAUUACUGGAUUGGUACGUAAACUAAUAUUUCCAUAUUGUUCGUUUUUUUUUUUUUUUUGUAAACUGUGAAUUUGUUGUAUUAUUCUUUGGUAAUAUUUGUGUUUCAUAUUUUGAAAGUGGGUUAGAUCGCUUUGUAUGCUUCUGAAUGUUAAUAACUUUUAAGUAGUUCUGUAUUUCGGUGUUUAGACUAAUGCUAAUUCGAUGUAUUCAUGAAUAUAGAAGUCAGUGGUGUUAGCUUCAUACCAUGCGGGAUGUUAUUUCUAAUACUCGGCCAUCGAAAACUUAUUGGCUGGUGGGAGCGAGUGUGCUUCUAUGUACAAGUGACAUGACAGAAACAGAACGAAAGUGUGCAUAGGUUGAUUUCUUUGCUGUAAAGAGGAUAUAAAUCACUGACAUUUUUAGGGACAUGUUGAGGGUGAAUGAAAACUAAUGCUUUUUCCGAUAAAUUGUAAGAAACCAUUUUCCUUUUUCUUCCUGAAGAUUGGUUGGUACAAGAUAUCAAUAAAGAAAGUAAAGUGACGUGGAUCGGGCAAGAGUAUAGCGCAUUACCAGCAACGUUUGUUGAGGACUGUAUAAAAUUGCUCAUACAACAUGUAAAUGAUAAAGAAAAAAAAAAUGGAAUAAACACCUAUCCGCGAGCUCUUCCUUUAAGACAAUGUGGACACUUCUGUGUUUCUUUCUGUUUAGGUCGGCAAGUGAAAAAAGGAGUGCAUUUUUUUUUUAUAUCUGGGCAUUUCUUCUUUAGAUACUACCUGCAGAGUUCUGUAGAGGAUUUUGCAACUCGGUACCUUGAUGAAGUCAGGUUUUGUUGAUUGCAAUAUAUUGUGUGCUAUCAAAGCGAGGUUCUUCUUUCCUUUGAUAUCUAAUAGCGGAGGCUUUGCUAGCUGCUUAGGAUAAUGCGAAUAUAGGUGAUGCCAUGAAGUUCUGCAAUAUUUGCUAGAAUGUCUUCAAAAAAUUUCUGAGGCCAUGGGGAGAAUGCAUAUCGAGCAACAACAAGCUGUCUUUUGUUAUGAGGCUUUUUGUUCUGUACAUGAAGAUGAAUUUCAGUAAACAGAAGAUACGGUGAUUAUCCCUAUUUUAAUGGACAUAAGUGAUGAUCUUGGUGCAGAAAAGUGUAAAUUUUCUGAUUGAAGGACAUCUGUUGGUUAUCAACCAGUGCCCAGAAGGAAAAAUCAGUAUGACGGUGGUUGCAAGGUUGAACUACCUACGUUCAAUGAUCAAUUCCAUAGUGAAGAUUUCAUGGAUUUGUGGCUGCUUGAGGUUAGUUGAAAGUGUUUUCAACUAUGGAAGGGAACGAGGUGAGAUUAGUUGCCUACAAACUAGAAAUAAGUGCUUAGGCACAGAGGGAAAAACCUCAGGUACGUCACCAAUUUGAUCGUGAACAGGCUUUUCUUUUGAUAAAUUAUGAUCAGAUACCAUUCCGGCAAUAUUGAAAUGGGUGGCAAGCAACUUUAAGUGUUUGGGAAUAUGCAACUUUUUCACAUUCCCAGUUUGAGCUGUACUGUUUGAGAUAGACUUCUCAAAAAUCAUCAAGGUUAAAUUAGAGGACGUAAAUUUGCACUAACGAGAAGGUGCUGCUUAUGCAAGAUGUUUUGGACUUGAAUCAAGCUCUAUCAUCGGCCUCAUAAAAUCUGAAAGGUCUUACAUUCGUAGCUCUUAACGUGUUGACUCCAGUCCAAAUAACGGAAAGGAGAAUCAUUUCUGAAGUUCUGCUGUUUCUUUUUAUUGGAAUCAUCAACUAAUGAAUGUGGAACCUAAGGAGCUACACAAGAAGCCAUGGAAACAGUAAAAUAGCAAAUUGAUGCUCACGCAUAUCGUGAAAGCUAUGAAUGCUACUGUUGUGCGUAUAAGGGGGGCGUCAGUCUGUAAGACAUGCCCCACAAGUUUGCGCAAGAGGAUUAAAUGUGUUUGAAGAGCAAGAUGAUUACCUGGCAGCAUGACUAUGUUCUUGUCCACUAUGGCAAAAAGACAAUUUCCAUGGAUUUAUUAAGGGGAAAAGAAGAUUGUUCUUGUUUCGUGAGACUAAUCAAUGAAAGACCCAAUGGUUCUUAAAGGAGGGAUUCCAACCUAAUUAGAAAAUUUGUACACGAGUCAAGGGAAAUAGGAAAGUUUUUAUAUAUUCGUUGGUUGAAGAAGGUGAGAGAUUCGAAUCCACUAAUAUACUUGGCUGGUUGACGAGUUCUUUUUUUGAGGAAUUUGUCCGUAUAUUUCCUGAUGAAUUACCAAAUAACUUGCUUUCCAUAAGGGACAUCCAGCAUGUCAUUGAUUGGGUGGCAGAAGCUAGGUUGAUGAACUUCAUGUUCUUAAAUUGUAAGAGGCGUACUAAAUAAAGCAAAUUUUAGUGCGUCUGAGUCCCUCUGUUGUCUCAGGAAGGUUAAGUGGGAUUUGAGAGUUUGGUCAAGGAUAUUCAAGAUUAAACUCUUAUUUCAGAAGGCAAAUUUAGAAGGAAUAAUGGAGCUUAAACUCCAAUUGAGAAAGGUGGAUGAGGAUCAACUUAUGAUGAUCAUCUUAUGAUUGCGAGACUUCUAAUGAGUUUAGGUCUGAGAAAUACUUUGAACUCUUGCUUGGCCGGAAAUCAGAAGAUGAAGAACAUCAGACCACUUUAUUACGUAUCUCAUGUCAUGUGCUGGAUUAUUUCCAUGAUGAGGGGCGGGACUGCUUUUCAUGAACAGUGUGACAUGUGGGUUGUAUCUGUACAACUUGUGUCUUGACUUGAGCUGGUCGUUUGACUGUCCUUCUGGGUAUUUUCCAUUUUCCUGGAUGUCUUUUUCUGUGCUUUCUUGUUUUCUGUUGUUCGUUGGCUUUCACUGGACCAAAGUCUUCUACCGGUGGUUUAAUCCCCAUCAUUUUCUCCAAACAGAAGUGAAUAAUUAGAUAAGUGAACGGAAUAAUUAGAUAUCUGAAUAUUUGUUUGGCAUAUUUUUCACUUGUUGUUUCCAGGAGGUAGAAGAAAAGAUGAAGAACCUGUCACCCGUAAUGCUUGUUGAUCUUGUGCAACCAUACCAGAUAAAUUUGGAAGAGGUAAUUUUUAUUUAUUUAUUUAUUUUAUCAUAAAAAAUGCUGGAAAAGAGUGAUAUUUGAUGAUGUUCUAACUACUACGAGUUUUGAUUCUCAGUUACCAUAUCAUAUCUGAUUAUAUUUAUGCAGCAUAGAACACUUUAUGUAUUCUCAUGGAAAACUCCAAUCUCUCCACAUCGCAGUGCUACUAUGAUGAUUUCUUACUAGCUGGCUCUUUACUUGUUCAUGUGCGAUGGAUGCUACAUGAAAGUAGGAACUCACACUAUUUCUUAGAGAGAGAGAGAGAGAGAGAGAGAGAGAGAGAGAGAGAGAGAGAGAGAGAGAGAGAGAGAGAGAGAGAGAGAGAGAUUAUUGGAAUGAAUCUUUGGGGCACUGAGGUGGGAUUCAUUUAAUCUGGUUGUUGUUGUGGGGUUAUUAUCCCGUGUGGUGCCAUAAUCUGGUCUUAAAAAUAUUUUAUUUUUCCAUAAUCUACGCUUGUCCCAAAGUAAAGACCAAUAUAGGCGAUUUAUUUAUUUAUUUAUUUUUCUUUCAGGAGGGGCCGUUGCCAGUCAACAGCAGAUUGAGCUACCAACCGUUGGACAUCUACCCUGCUCCACUGCCUCGGUGUUGA
Messenger RNA from Spirodela intermedia, 18328 nucleotides. The record is from the annotation of a GenBank genome assembly. Lineage: Eukaryota; Viridiplantae; Streptophyta; Magnoliopsida; Alismatales; Araceae.